Galeopterus variegatus (Sunda flying lemur) is the source of this 3746-nucleotide messenger RNA. RefSeq names its product HECT domain and ankyrin repeat containing E3 ubiquitin protein ligase 1 (gene HACE1). The record is from RefSeq and is a predicted model, not a curated record. Gene Ontology annotation, molecular function: protein binding; ubiquitin-protein transferase activity. NCBI's taxonomy places the organism in Eukaryota, Metazoa, Chordata, Mammalia, Dermoptera, Cynocephalidae. The transcript is spliced from 24 exons. The coding region runs from base 202 to 2931 and encodes 909 amino acids. Gene Ontology annotation, cellular component: nucleus. Gene Ontology annotation, biological process: proteasome-mediated ubiquitin-dependent protein catabolic process; protein polyubiquitination; positive regulation of protein catabolic process.
UGGUGGGCCGGGCACCCGCGUCGGCCCCAGAAGGAGGACGCGGCCUUGAGCAGUCCUCAGAGCCCUCGUAGCCCUACAGCCCUGGGCGCUGGCCGGGGCGAUCCCGCUCCUCCGCCCGCUGGACAGGCCCGGGGCGGGAUGUAGGGCGCUGGGCGCGGAGGCCGCUGGCGCGGCAGGGGGAGCGCGAAGGGCGAGCCGAGGAUGGAGAGAGCGAUGGAGCAGCUCAACCGUCUGACGCGCUCGCUGCGCCGCGCGCGCACCGUGGAGUUGCCCGAGGAUAAUGAAACUGCUGUUUAUACAUUAAUGCCAAUGGUUAUGGCUGAUCAACACAGGUCUGUUUCUGAACUACUAUCAAAUUCAAAAUUUGAUGUCAAUUAUGCGUUUGGACGUGUAAAAAGAAGCUUGCUUCACAUUGCAGCAAACUGUGGAUCAGUGGAAUGCUUGGUUCUGCUGUUAAAGAAAGGAGCAAAUCCUAAUUAUCAAGAUAUUUCAGGCUGUACCCCCCUUCAUUUGGCAGCUAGAAAUGGGCAGAAGAAAUGCAUGAGUAAAUUAUUAGAGUACAGUGCCGAUGUCAACAUUUGUAAUAAUGAAGGCCUUACAGCAAUACACUGGCUGGCAGUGAAUGGGCGGACAGAACUACUCCACGACCUUGUGCAGCAUGUCAGUGAUGUUGAUGUUGAGGAUGCAAUGGGGCAGACAGCACUGCAUGUGGCCUGUCAGAAUGGUCACAAGACGACAGUGCAAUGCUUGCUAGACAGUGGUGCUGAUAUUAACAGGCCAAAUGUAUCAGGAGCCACUCCAUUGUACUUUGCUUGCAGUCAUGGUCAAAGAGAUACAGCACAGAUUCUUCUAUUGCGAGGAGCCAAAUAUCUGCCAGAUAAAAAUGGAGUAACCCCUCUGGAUUUAUGUGUACAGGGUGGAUAUGGAGAAACUUGUGAAGUAUUAAUUCAGUACCAUGCUAGGCUUUUCCAGACUAUUAUUCAAAUGACACAGAAUGAAGAUGUCCGAGAAAACAUGUUACGGCAAGUUCUGGAGCAUUUGUCUCAGCAAAGUGAAAACCAGUACCUAAAAAUUCUAACAAGUCUUGCCGAAGUUGCUACAACAAAUGGUCAUAAGCUGCUCAGCCUUUCUAGCAAUUAUGAUGCUCAAAUGAAGAGCCUUUUAAGGAUCGUGAGGAUAUUUUGUCACGUCUUUCGAAUUGGUCCAUCCUCCCCCAGUAAUGGAAUUGAUAUGGGCUACAAUGGGAAUAAAACUCCAAGAAGCCAGGUGUUCAAGCCUCUGGAAUUGCUUUGGCACUCAUUAGAUGAAUGGCUAGUUUUAAUAGCUACAGAACUGAUGAAAAACAAAAAGGACUCAACGGAUAUCACUUCUAUUUUACUGAAACAAAAAGGCCAAGAUCAAGAUGCAACAUCCAUUCCUCCAUUUGAACCUCCAGGACCUGGGAGCUGUGAAAAUCUGUCCACUGGCACAGGGGAAUCUAAACCAGAUGCUCUUGGAAGGAAACAGGAAGCCAGUGCAGAUUGUCAGGAUGUUAUUUCUGUGACAGCUAACCGACUAAGUGCUGUCAUUCAAGCUUUUUACAUGUGCUGUUCUUGUCAGAUGCCUCCAGGAAUGACUUCUCCCCGUUUCAUUGAAUUUGUCUGCAAACAUGAUGAGGUUUUAAAGUGCUUUGUUAACAGAAAUCCCAAAAUUAUAUUUGACCACUUUCACUUUCUCCUUGAAUGUCCUGAGUUGAUGUCAAGAUUCAUGCAUAUCAUAAAAGCACAGCCAUUUAAAGAUCGCUGUGAAUGGUUCUAUGAACAUUUGCAUUCAGGACAGCCAGAUUCAGACAUGGUGCACAGGCCAGUGAAUGAAAAUGAUAUCUUGCUGGUUCAUAGAGAUUCUAUUUUUAGGAGUAGCUGUGAAGUUGUGUCAAAAGCAAAUUGUGCAAAGCUAAAGCAAGGGAUUGCUGUACGGUUCCAUGGAGAAGAAGGCAUGGGUCAAGGUGUUGUGCGUGAGUGGUUUGAUAUUCUAUCUAAUGAGAUAGUCAAUCCUGAUUAUGCAUUGUUUACGCAGUCAGCUGAUGGAACAACAUUUCAGCCUAAUAGCAACUCCUAUGUAAAUCCUGAUCACUUGAACUAUUUCCGGUUUGCUGGACAGAUUUUGGGAUUAGCUUUGAACCAUCGGCAGCUGGUCAAUAUUUAUUUCACACGAUCAUUCUAUAAGCAUAUUCUUGGUAUUCCUGUAAAUUACCAAGAUGUGGCAUCCAUUGAUCCAGAAUACGCCAAAAAUUUGCAAUGGAUUUUAGAUAAUGAUAUUAGUGAUCUGGGUCUAGAACUAACUUUUUCUGUUGAGACUGAUGUGUUUGGAGCAAUGGAAGAGGUGCCUUUGAAACCUGGGGGUGGAAGUAUUCUUGUGACACAAAAUAACAAAGCGGAGUAUGUCCAGCUUGUUACUGAACUUCGAAUGACGAGAGCCAUUCAGCCUCAGAUCAAUGCUUUUUUACAGGGAUUCCAUAUGUUCAUUCCACCUUCCCUCAUACAACUUUUUGAUGAAUAUGAAUUGGAGCUACUGCUUUCUGGCAUGCCAGAAAUUGAUGUGAGUGAUUGGAUAAAAAAUACAGAAUACACAAGUGGCUAUGAAAGAAAAGAUCCAGUUAUUCAGUGGUUCUGGGAAGUUGUCGAAGACAUUACUCAAGAGGAGAGAGUUCUUCUUUUGCAGUUUGUUACUGGCAGUUCCAGGGUCCCCCAUGGUGGGUUUGCUAAUAUCAUGGGUGGAAGUGGAUUGCAAAACUUUACAAUAGCUGCUGUGCCAUAUACUACAAAUCUUUUACCGACUUCAAGCACAUGCAUCAACAUGCUCAAGUUACCUGAAUACCCAAGUAAAGAAAUACUCAAGGACAGACUUCUUGUGGCACUACAUUGUGGCAGCUAUGGUUACACAAUGGCAUAAAGAAGUCUGGAAAACUCAUCUGACUGCUGAUGCACAACUCAGAGAGGCAGAAAUAAUUUAGGAAACUGUCAAAAGAAAAGCAGCUUAAGUGCAACCUGUGGGCAGAGCUGAUUUUUAAAAUUCGUAAAAGAUCAGGUUUUUCUCUUUUUCUCUUUUCCCUUUUAUGUUUUCUUUGUGAUUCAGUUAGAAAGCAUAAAAUCACAGUAGACUUUAUUUUUAAAAAUGCUAAUUGAAAGUGGUAGAAAUUAUCCUUUUUCAUAUUUCUUUAAUCUUAUCUAAGAUUGUGUUAAGGCAAAGUCUUAUUCUACAUUUCACCUCUGCUAUGGAUCUUUCUUGUUAAAAGGGUGUUUUCUCUUCAUUUUUCUAUAUAUUAAAUUAUAUGAGCAAGGUCAAGGGUUCAGAUCCCCUUACUGGCCAGCUGCUUUAAAAAAAAAAAAAAUUAUAUGAGGACAUCCAUCUGGUAUGUUCUGUUGCAUGUGAAGUGCCAUUUAUAUUUUGGAAAACUUGUAUAGAAUGGAGUAAUUUAGAUUGUAUAUAAAGUCACAAAUAUGUAUUUUCCCACAUUGUAUCUAUAUUGCAAUUAUUUUUUUUUUUAGCUUUUUAAGUAUUUUAGUAUAUAAUGUAAAAGUUAGACUAACAAACAGCUGAUGAAAUGACAUCUGAUUUAUAUAUUAAAGUUUACACUAUAUUGUAUGAAUUAUUUGCAUCUUUCAGUGGUCACUUUUCCAUAUGUACAUAUUGUGGUCUCAAAGUUUUUCUUAUGCAUUAUUUUAACUUACAAAGAAGGUAAAAUUAAAGCAUUAUAUUUUACCAUA